Molecule: messenger RNA, 3531 nt
Organism: Epithele typhae
Lineage: Eukaryota; Fungi; Basidiomycota; Agaricomycetes; Polyporales; Epitheliaceae
Exons: 19
Coding region: 1-3531 (1176 amino acids)
Biological process (GO): RNA processing
Molecular function (GO): ribonuclease III activity
Source: RefSeq, a predicted model, not a curated record
AUGGUCAAUCCCCACCCAGUUCUGCGCAUAGUGUCAGAACAUUACUACGCCAAGACGACAGAUCGUCCUCGAAUCCUGGCCACACUUACAAGCCCACCAGACCGCUGGCAACACAUAGACUUGCAGCACCUUGAGCAAUCUCUGGAUGCACGGUCGUUCUUCCUCGUCACGAAAUCCCUCGAUUCUUGGUUCGGUCCAAUGGAGCUCGUCACGGAGUAUGAUUCGCUUGGUCCCCUACCUAAGGACAGUCCACUAUCCUCCGACCUGCGAAAGGCAGAUCCAAACGGGGUCGUUCUCAAGGACCACCACUUCCAAUGCGCCGGCCGCAUUUUCUCACAACUCGGGAAUCACGCCACCAAGCUCUACUGGCGAAGCGUCUACGAUGAAGUCUCCCGUUCCCCCGAUGAUGAGGUGACGCUCACGAAGAUGGACGUUCUAACGAACAUGAUGGGCGAGUCGUUGAACAUCGACAUAGCUUCCCCCGCGUUCAAUACUACUCCAAAAAUGGUGACGCUGUUGCAGAUCCUACAGACAUGUGCCCAAUACGGAGACAACUUCCGCGGUGCGAUCUUUGUCAAUGAUGCCCUUGUGGCGGACAAGUUGACGGAACAACUCAACUCAAACCCCGGGAGAUUGUCUUUUAUACACGCCUCCACCGUGCGUAAGGGUCAAGAGAAUGACGUUCUCGGAGCCUUCGAUGCUGGAGAUUACAACCUCCUCGUCCUCACAAGAUCGUUCGCAGACACCGAUUCCUUACAAUGUUCCGUUGUCAUCUGUUUCGAUCUGUUUAGCGACCAUCUAUUAUAUGCAUAUGGACAAAUUCACAGCAAAGGUCGCCAUUCACAUCUUAUACAUAUGGUUGAAAAGGGCAACAACGAGCACAGAAACCUUCUCGCACGUCUUCUAAGCAUCGACGGCGAUCUCAAAACUUGGAUCGCAAACGCGGCUCAUGGUACAAGCAGGGUGCCUCCAAGAAGUACAUGGAUCAGCACAGAUCCUUACAAGUCAGAGGAUGAACAACACGCCAAGAAUGAAAUAGUGGAUCCUACAACUGGCGCAAGAGUGGACAAAGCAGAAGCCGUCACCGCGAUGUAUCGAUACAUAGCAGAAGUUGAUGGCCCAUGCUCCCCGAGGGGUCGGACAGCGAAGAAGGGCUCUAUAGGUACAAACUCUCAUUCCCACCCCAAACAACGCUACCAAGCUACAUUGGUCCCUACUGUCUCACGAAGUGGGAAGCCCGCCGAGAAGUCUGCUAUCAAGCCUGCACCGAACCCGACCUCGCUCACCCCUCUCACCCCGGUCCAGACCGCCAACACCUCGGCGCAGACGCACGGCUACCCCCGCGCGACGCCCACCUUCUGGCGCCACCCCCUCCCCUCCCCGUCCGACCUCUCCGCGGAGCCGACGACGCUCUACCCGACCGUGCUCCGCGCCGCGCCGCUCGUCGUCUCGCCCGCGCAGCUGCGCGACCUGCACGGGUACACGCUGCGCGCGACGCGCUCGCUCACGAACAAGCCGUUCGACUGCGGCUUGGGAGGCCUGCUCGCGUACUGGCGCGCGACGAGGGACGCGCGCUGGCCGCUGCCGCAGCUCGCCGCGCACGUCCCGUGGGACGCGGUGCGGCUCGCCGCGGACUUCUUCGCCGUCCCCGGGCUGGACGAGAUGCUGCAGGACGCGAUUGUGAUCGACCGGAAGGUCGAGCAUACGCUGCGGCACUUUGUGGUGAAGGUGAGGCACGACUUGACGCCGUCGAGCAAGGCGGAGGACAGCCCGCGGGAGGCAGAGUUCUCUAGCUUCUUGGAGUACUGCAAGGCGCGACGCAAGGACUUCCAGGGCCUCGAGUACGACAACCAGCCCAUGAUUGAAGUCAGCGCAGUACCCAGUGCCGCCAACCUGCUGCAUCCCACCGGGAACGGCCCAACUACCCCAACGGCACACCCCUUGAAAUACCUCAUCCCCGAGUUCGCCUACAAGUUCACAAUCCCCGCCAGCACCUACCGCACGCUCCUCCUCCUCCCCUCCCUCUCCGACAAGCUCGACGCGCUCCUGCUCACGAAGGAGCUCAACGCGCGCCUCCUCCACGGCGCCGCGCUCGAGCCCCUGCUGCUCGCCGCGCUCUCCGCGCGCGCGGCGUGGACGGACGCCAACUACGAGCGCCUCGAGUUCCUCGGCGACGCCUUCCUCAAGGCGCUCGCGUCCGCGCACGCGUUCGCCGCCGCGGCGCCGGGCACGGGCGUCGGCGCGCUCCACGCCGCGCGCAAGGACGUGGUGAGCAACCGCGCGCUGCGCGCGGGCGCGACCGCGGUCGGCCUCCCGAGCUUCGUGCGCCACAAGCGGUUCGUCGCGAAGAUGUGGCACCCGCCCGUGCGCGGGGAGGGCGCCGCCGCCGCCGCCGCGAAGAAGGGCGGGAAGGACAAGGGGAAGCGGUCGAAGAAGCAGCGGCAGCUCGAGGAGCUCAACACGCUCUGGAUGGGCGACAAGAUCGUCGCGGACGUCGUCGAGGCGAUCCUCGCCGCCGCUUUCCUCUCCGCCGGCCACGAGGGCGGGCUGCAGGCCGCGCGCAGCCUGCGCGUGCCGCUGCCCAACGUCGCACAGUGGGGAGACUUUGCGCGCAUCCUGGCGCAGAACGACGCGGGCGCGCGGGGCAAGGCGGUGAGCAAGGGCGACGAGAGCAUGCUUGGGGCGAAGGGGUUGGUCGAGCAGGCGCUCGGGGUGACGUUCGUAAGAACGGAUUUGUUUGUGCAGGCUUUGGAUUAUGAAAAACUGGAGUUCAUGGGCGAUGCAGUGCUCGACUUUCUUGUCUCGAGGUACAUCUGGGAACGGCACCCAUGGCUCUCCCCGGGAGGACUCUCUCUGCUCAAAGCCGCGAUGGUGUCGAACCACGCGCUCGCCGCCUUCUGCGUGCACGCGAACCUGCACCACCACAUCCGCUUCGAGUCGCCUGACUUGCGCGACGCGAUUGAAAAGUACGUGGGCGCGCUUGGCGCGCUCCGCAAGAAGGAGUACACGAGCGCGGAGAGCGAGCAGCGCCUGCCCGGGCAGUACUGGCUCGAGCUGCCCAUGGAACCGCCCAAGGUGCUCUCGGACGUCGUCGAGGCGCUCGUCGGGGCGCUCUACGUGGGCGACAACUUCUUCGAGCCCAGCGUCGGUCGCUUCUUCGACGGCGCGUUCCGGCAGUUCGUCGAGGCGCACAUCCGGCUCCAGACGCUCUCCGCGAACCCGAAGGCGACGAUUCUCGAGCUCCUCCAGGCCGAGGGCUGCCAGGAGUGCGCGGUCGUGAAGCGGCCGUCGGUGAAGGCGAGCGGCCCGGUGCAGAUGGAAGUGGUGAUCCACGGCAAGGUGCUGGCGAGCGCGACGGACGCGUCGGCGGCGGUCGCGACGCGGCAGGCGUGCAUGGCGGCGCUGGACACGCUCGCGACGGACCCGGAGCUGCUGGCGCGGACAUGCGACUGCAAGGCGGUUCCGCCGGCAGGGGCGAAGGUGGGCGACGGAGACCGGGCGGCUUCGAAGAUGAAGGAAGAGCCCGAGUAG